AUGACGCAAGUGCCGACUGCAGCAGGAUUCCAGCCUGGCAGCAGCGGCCGCGUCAUGUGGGAAAGCAACUGCGACUUCCCGAGAAACGACUGCCGCUCGGUGAACGCCCUGCCGGAAAUGUGCGGAGACCUCUGCGCUGACGACGCUGCCUGCACACACUGGACGUGGAACAACUACAGCGGCGGCACCUGCUGGCUCAAGCAGGACACUCCGUCUCCCAAAACCAGAAGCUACGGAGCGAUCUGCGGCUACGUCGUCUCCCGGUCCUCGACAGCUGCAGCGUCGAGUGGUCUUUCCACCUCGGAUAUGGCGGAUAUGCUGGGCCGGAUCAACUCCCUCCGCGCACAGAAUGGUUUAGGCGCACUCGCCAUCGACUACAGACUCGUUAAGGCAGCGCUGCUCCACUCGCAAGACCAGGCGAGUCAUUGCCAAAUGACGCACAAAGGAACAACGAUCCGGGACUUCGGGGAUCGACUCGAAGCUCAGGGCUACAGCUACAACACAGCGGCGGAAAACGUGGCCGCAGGACAAACCACGGUGGCAGAUGUCAUGACGUCCUGGUGGAACUCGCCAGGCCACCGCGCCAACAUCCUCAACAAGGACGUCGUGAACGUCGGCCUUGCCCUCGCCACCAAUGAAGCUUGCGGCGACUACGCGACCUACUGGACGCAGGACUUCGGACGCCAACUAUGA
This is a messenger RNA of Phytophthora sojae, 693 nucleotides long. RefSeq lists its product as hypothetical. Gene Ontology annotation, cellular component: extracellular region. Bases 1 to 693 code for a protein of 230 amino acids. The transcript has a single exon. NCBI's taxonomy places the organism in Eukaryota, Oomycota, Peronosporomycetes, Peronosporales, Peronosporaceae. Gene Ontology annotation, biological process: proteolysis. The record is from RefSeq and is a predicted model, not a curated record. Gene Ontology annotation, molecular function: protein binding.